AUCACCCUCCUCUGUCCUGUCCUUGGCCCCUGGAACGCACCCUCUACCCCCUACACCAACCCCCUUCCCCCCUCCUGGGUCUACCCCCCCUGCUCCUCCCACCCCAGCCCUGUCCUGUGGUCCCCCCGGCCCCCCACCACGUCUGCGGAGUGGGUGCCGGCCCCCUCCCCUGGGGGCACCAGUGAGGAGCUGAAUGAGCCUCUGGACAAGCCUCUGGAGAACGAUGCGGAGGGCGUGUGGAGCCCCGACAUCGAGCAGAGCUUCCAGGAGGCCCUGGCCAUCUACCCGCCCUGCGGACGCAGGAAGAUCAUCCUCUCCGAUGAGGGAAAGAUGUACGGUACGCCCCACCCUUUUCCAUCUAUUCCCCGGUGUUAUGUGACGACUCUGCUGUCCUCUCACUCUUAUAUGGACACACUGUCUCAGGCGCUGUCCCUUGAUGUGCAAUAUAUUUCCUUAUUUCUGGUCAUAUUUGAACGGAGCGCUGUCCCUCACACAUUUGUGUGACCUUUAUGUACAAAUACACAUGCACACACCCAAUCACUAUCUUCAUGUUUCAGAGCACUCUUGUUCAAACCACACAGCUGCCCAUUUUUUUAAUGUAGUUCUGUCCUUGAGCUGUUCUUGUCUAUUAAUGUUCUGUAUUAUGUCAUGUUUCAUGUUUUGUGUGGACCCCAGGAAGAGUAGCUGCUGAUUUUGCAACAGCUAAUGGGGAUCCUAAUAAAAUGCCAAAAUACCAGACCUCUUCCCUCGUGGCUGAGUAGCGUGUGAUGGCACGAUUGAUGUGUACCCUCUCCUCUCCAUGUUGCUGCUCCCACUCUGAUUGAUACUUCACAGAAUCUGCUUAACUUCCCUCCCUCUCUUUUAAGUGUUGUAGUCCAAUGAAAGUGAAGAACAAAAAUGGAGAAGUUAUACACUGAGUGUACAAAAUAUUAGGAACACCUGCUCUUUCCAUGACAGACUGAACAGGUGAAUCCAGGUGAAAGCUAUAAUCCCUUAUUGAUGUCACCUGUUAACACACUUCAAUCAGUGUAGAUGAAGGGAAGGAGACAGGUUAAAGAAGGAUUUUUAAGACUUGAGAAUAUUGAGACAUGGAUUGUGUAUGUGUGCCAUUUAUAGAGUGAAUGGGCAAGACAAAAUAUUUUGAACGGGGUAUUAUAGUAGGUGCCAGGCACACCGGUUUGUGUCAAGAACUAAAACAAUGCUGGGUUUUUCCGCUCAACAGUUUUUCCCGUGUGUAUCAAGAAUGGUCCACCAUCCAAAGGACAUCCAGCCAAGUUCACACAACUGUGGGAAGGAUUGGAGUCAACAUGGGCCAGCAUCCCUGUGGAACGCUUUCGAAGAAUUUAGGCUGUUCUGAGGGCAAAGGGGGGUGCAACUCAAUAUUAAGAAGGUGUUCCUAAUGUUUUGUACACUCAGCGUAUGUCGUGAUGAGGUCAAAUAUUUAGGUAAGAAGUGUUUUGUGGCGCAGCGGUCUAAGGCUUGAAGCGUCGCUACAGACCCGGGUUCGAUCCCAGGCUGUGUCACAACCGGCCGUGACCGGGAGUCACAUAGGGAGCCGCACAAUUGGCCCAGCGUCGUCCGGGUUAGGGGAGGGUUUUGGCCGGGGGUGCUUUACUUGGCUCAUCGCGCUCUAGCGACUCCUUGUGGUGAGCCGGGCUCCUGCAGGCUGACUUCGGUCGUCAGUUGAACAGUGUUUCCUCCGACACAUUGGUGCGGCUGGCUUCCGGGUUAAGCGGGCGGGUGUUAAGGAGCGCGGUUUGGCGGGUCAUGUUUCGGAGGACGCAUGACUCGACCUUCGCCUCUCCCGAGCCCAUUGGGGAGUUGCAGCGAUGAGACAAGAUCGAAAUUGGGGAGAAAAAAAGAGGUGAAAUAAAAAAAGGCGUGUUUUGUAGACAAAGAAGGAUUGUAUUGUCUACCAUAAAAAUGCUAAUAGUAUAGAGUGCUUAUAGACCCUUCAGAAAGUCAUACAAUGACUAUAGGCCACACUAUGUGUUGCUGAUAGAUGUCUGAUAAAAUAUGGCUUGCUGAUACAGUGAGGGAAAAAAGUAUUUGAUCCCCUGCUGAUUUUGUACGUUUGCCCACUGACAAUGACAUGAUUAGUCUAUCAUUUUAAUGGUAGGUUUAUUUGAACAGUGAGAGACAGAAUAACAACAAAAAAAUCCAGAAAAACGCAUGUCAAAAAUGUUAUAAAUUGAUUUGCAUUUUAAUGAGGGAAAUAAGUAUUUGACCCCCUCUCAAUCAGAAAGAUGUCUGGCUCCCAGGUGUCUUUUAUACAGGUAACAAGCUGAGAUUAGGAGCACACUAUCUCAGCUUGUUACCUGUAUAAAAGACACCUGUCCACAGAAGCAAUCAAUCAAUCAGAUUCCAAACUCUCCACCAUGGCCAAGACCAAAGAGCUCUCCAAGGAUGUCAGGGACAAGAUUGUAGACCUACACAAGGCUGGAAUGGGCUACAAGACCAUCGCCAAGCAGCUUGGUGAGAAGGUGACAACAGUUGGUGCGAUUAUUCGCAAAUGGAAGAAACACAAAAGCACUGUUAAUCUCCCUCGGCCUGGGGCUCCAUGCAAGAUCUCUGCUCGUGGAGUUGCAAUGAUCAUGAGAACGGUGAGGAAUCAGCCCAGAACUACACGGGAGGAUCUUGUCAAUGAUCUCAAGGCAGCUGGGACCAUAGUCAUCAAGAAAACAAUUGGUAACACACUACGCCGUGAAGGACUGAAAUCCUGCAGCGCCCGCAAGGUCCCCCUGCUCAAGAAAGCACAUAUACAGGCCCGUCUGAAGUUUGCCAAUGAACAUCUGAAUGAUUCAGAGGAGAACUGGAUGAAAGUGUUGUGAUUAGAUGAGACCAAAAUCGAGCUCUUUGGCAUCAACUCAACUCGCCGUGUUUGGAGGAGGAGGAAUGUUGCCUAUGACCCCAAGAACACCAUCCCCACCGUCAAACAUGGAGGUGGAAACAUUAUGCUUUGGGGGUGUUUUUCUGCUAAGGGGACAGGACAACUUCACUGCAUCAAAGGGACGAUGGACGGGGCCAUGUACUGUCAAAUCUUGUGUGAGAACCUCCUUCCCUCAGCCAGGGCAUUGAAAAUGGGUCGUGGAUGCGUAAUCCAGCAUGACAAUGACCCAAAACACACGGCCAAGGCAAGAAAGGAGUGGCUCAAGAAGAAGCACAUUAAGGUCCUGGAGUGGCGUAGCCAGUCUCCAGACCUUAAUUCCAUAGAAAAUCUGUGGAGAGAGCUGAAGCUUCGAGUUGCCAAAUGUCAGCCUCGAAACCUUAAUGACUUGGAGAAGAUCUGCAAAGAGGAGUGGGACAAAAUCCCUCCUGAGAUGUGUGCAAACCUGGUGGCCAACUACAAGAACAGUCUGACCUCUGUGAUUGCCAACAAGGGUUUUGCCAACAAGUACUAAAUCAUGUUUUGCAGAGGGGUCAAAUACUUAUUUCCCUCAUUAAAUUGCAAACCAAUUUAUGACAUUUUUGACAUGCAUUUUUCUGGAUUUUUUUGUUGUUAUUCUGUCUCUCACUGUUCAAAUAAACCUACUUUUAAAAUUAUAGACUGAUCAUGUCUUUGUCAGUGGGCAAACAUACAAAAUCAGCAGGGGAUCAAAUACUUUUUUCCCUCACUGUAGCUCGUCUGCUUGACUGUUUGAUAACGGAUCCGGAUCACCGGUGGUGGAAAAGCGAGGGGCCCAAACAGAAUAGAUGGUUGUGUGCUUAUCAGACGCGGUCUGCCAUCGCCCCUGUCACUGCGCCAGCUCCUCUAGCCAUUAGCCAUUAGCCACACACUAGGCUAGGCUAGCUAGGCCCAGCGAGGUCACAGCCGUCCCCUGAUCAACUCUAAACCCUUAUAAAGCCUGCAAUAAUGGGGCAGAGGAGAGAGGGUAGGUGUCACAUUCUGUGUCAUGGGGAAAAGAGGGGGAGGGAAGGGUGGUGAGGGCUGGGGGUGGGCGCUGAGGUACCCCUUCCUCCCCAUGGGGGUCAGGGGCGGGUGAUGUGCACCAGGGAGCACGAUGGCCCGUUAGGAAUGGUAUGCGUUUGGAGCCGGGGUUCAAGGCAGCUCUGCUGCAACCCUAUACCAGAAUAGACGUUUACCCUUUGAGUGGGAGGAAUAAAUAAACACCAAGGUAGCGGCGGUGUCUUGUGGGGCACUCGCGCUCUGCACCUGUCCCUGUUGUGUGUCUUUAUGCCUCCCUCCUCUGUUCCCUGCUAUUUCUGUCAUUUACCAGCCCCUCAUGCACUCUGUCCCCCUUCCACAUCCCUCACACACGAACACACACACACCGUAGGCCCUGCCAGAGUCCCCCCUCCAGGUCUGUCCGUCAGUCUGUCAGUGGGUCUGGCUGCCUUUCAGCUAACCUCCAGCUGCUCCCCAAGUUCACCCCAGCCUCGCAGCAUCGCGGCCAGCCCAGAUUUACAACAUGAGACAAGACUAAGCACGUAGCCCCCCCCCUUCCACCCCACCAGCUCUGUCAGGGUCACCGACAGCCCUUUUGACACUUUGCUACAACUCAACUAAUUUCAACCUAAAGCUAUGUGACUCAUUCUCAUGUUGAGGUUUUGAACAGAAGUAAAUUGUUAGGCUACAUUAAGUGAGAGGAAAACCUAUGAAAAUAUGUCUAUUUAAGAUGUCUAUGUAACAAGGUUCCUAUAGGGAGAACUCAGGAAUGUAGAGUAUGUGUUGGAUUUCCUCUCUACAACACAGACUGAGGUUCAUUUCAGAGGCAACAACGCCAUACUAAGAUGGCAAACCGUUAAUUGGAUGGUAUGUGUGUGAAUCCUCUUCAAUCCAUUGUAAAUUCUUAUAUUGAGAGGAAUGUUUUUGUCUCAUAUUUCCUCAUGCAUUCCUGGCAUUCUUCUCGUAAUAGUCUGCAAAGCGCUGGCCAUCAUGCCUAUUACACAUUGAAGUUAGUAGCUCGCCUAUUAAGACAGUGUCACGGAUAUUGUGCCGUUUGUUUGUGCGGCGGUCAGUCAUUCAACAUGCAUUGCCAAUGAAAACAUUUACUAUCUUCCAUGGGUCCCUGUUGUGCUAGGCCCCAUUGGACUUACGGCCGGUGUGUAAAGUAACAGGGAUCCACCGGGUAGAAUGGCUUUUCAGAGCCGGGAUGACAAAUGAUGUGUGUUAUAAAGGAGGAUAGAGGGACAGUUGGAUAAGUGCUUUGUCCCAAGGUAUAGGAUACCCAUAUAGGCCGUAUAUGAAGUGGAAAUGUGAUCAUGUUGGCUGUUUAUUCACAGUGAUUGGAUAAUCAGACAUAACUCUUCUUGUAAUCCCUUUUAUUAUUUACAUAAUCAAAAAUUGUGUCUUGACUUAUGCCUAAUGCAAAAAUAACUGACAUUAUCAUAUUUUGUUCAGUCAUUAUGUUCUUUCACACCUGCUCUCCCUCUAUAACACCUAUUGUGAAAAUCUGUUUUCCCUGUCCUUCAUUGCAAGGAUUUUAUUGCCUAUAAACAUGUUGAUGUGUUUGUCUGUCUUGCGUACAAAGCCAAAGUGCCCUGCAAGCAGAGAGCAGCAGUUUUUUCUGUCAGCUCAACCCUCAUUAAUAACAGUGUGUGAUGUAAAGGAAAGGCCCAAUGGAAAGAAAUAGUUAUCCUCCUCACCCAGGUCCCAACUUUCCCAGUCAAGUGAGAGAUUCACUGACAGAAGGCUGUGUGUGGCCAGUAGCCUUUUGAUAAAGUGCUUGUGUGUUAUGUUUUUUAGUCUUUGCAGCUGAGAGGACACAGAGUUCUCUGUACAGUCAUCAUAUCAUUGCUGAGUCUCCACAGUGUGUACUAGGGCAGUGGGGUCACUGUCUCCAGAGAGAGUACUUGAGAAGGAAUGGCCAGGUCAGGGGGUUGCGGGGUAGUGAGUGGGUAGUGGCGUGUGUGUGAGGCUGUGAGUGGACACUGGCGGGGGUCACCUGAGCCCCCCUGAGGCUGGGGCGGUGCUCAGGGGGACAGCCCUCACAUGGGAGGGUCCUGAGUCUAAACCAGACCCUGGCUGUAACCCUAGCCCCUGUCUUGACCUUCACUCUCACCUGUGAUAGGAUCCCCUAAGGGACUUUGAAGGAACCAUCACUGCCUUUCUGCUAAGGUGCCUCUGGAAUUCAGACAUGGCUGUCUGCUUGGCUCUGACAUGAAUCUCAUUAUAGGGCCCUGAUCGAGCGCUCUCUCCCAUAAACUUAUUCCAAGAUCUAACAUGACUGGAUAAAUAAAAGCUAUGUAAUGGAACCCCUUGCCCUUGCUUACACCUAUCCAAUGGUGGUAAGUCAGUGAUUACUUUUAGGAUAUAUUCAAACGGGAGGAGAUGGGGAGAAAUUAUGUAACCAGUGGAGAGAUGCAUACUGUACUGUAUGGCCAGGAUUCACUUCAAUCAAAUGAAACUGACAGUAAACAGUCAGCUACUGCUGUUACCAUGGUAACACCUCUGAAUGAAUCGCAAUGCUAUGUGGACGUACCUUUAAAUCCUGUUUACAUUACAGGGACUGCACGGUAUCAGACAGUGUCAAUGAGAGAGGGGUGAAAUAGCAGAGUGGCUUCAGAGACAGGCCUGUUCGUCGGGAGUCUCCACGCCACUCUGCUCGGCUCACUAUCCUAUCGGAGGGGAAAUCGCACCCUGCCAACACAUUCCUGCGGCCUAAAUGUGACUGUUGUUCUCGCCCACAGACAGAGAGGCACAUGUGCUUGCGGAAGCCGUAUGGCUGGAAGACGUGUGUUCAGAGAGGGGCUCGCUGUGUGUGUGUGUGUGCUCCCUGGCUGGCAUGGUUGGCGGCCUCCUAUCGAUCCCAUGGAUUGCCACUGUUCAGAAUAGAUAGAGAGUAGAUGUAAGAAGCUGAGUCCUCUGUUGUCGUCUGUGCUGGAGUCUGGGUUGGCUAGCCAGCCUGGGAUGGCUAUGUGCUAAGGUGUGAGUCGAUGUCCUCUAGGCAGGGUCAUGAGGGUGUGAGUGUUUGUGCACAAGGGUCAAAGGGUGUAGUUGCGUGCACUCACACACACAACCACACACACCCAACCCAGUACGCCUCCAUGAGGCAGGUAGCAUUAAAGGGAACAGAUGCAUGGCCGGUGCUGCAGCAUGCAGGGCUGUCAGUGUGUUGGUAUGUGAGGAAUGCUCUGGGGAGGAUAGAGCUCAGAGAGCAGGGUCGGCCGUUUAGGGCCAGAGAGGAACCCAGCCUUCUGAGAAGAGGCAUAUGUAUGACAGGGAGGGAGGGGAGGGCUGCACCUUCACGUGACACAGCCUGCAACCAUCACCAACCCCUCUGACCUUUCCCUGACCCCAACAAACAGAGCUGGAGGGGGACGGUGGGGAGAGGGUGAGAGGGAAAAGGGGCGAGGGGGAGACCAGCUCUCCCAGAUGGUCCCAGAGCCGGACGAGUAGAUUAUUGUUGUUGUGGUCGGUUACUGACUGCUCUUGAGAACUUACACAGGGUCCUUUGACCUGAUCCCAGUCCCUGACGCUUUAACCUUAAACACUGAGAGAGAGCUACACAACUCAAACUGGCCUUGGACCAGUGGUUAAGGACAUGCUGUGCCUGCAAUGCAAUGAGUAGACCGGGGUCAGGUUCUGUCUCUGUCUGUCACCCACUCUGGAUCCUUCCCAGUGGACACGAUCACACGAUGAUGACCUCAUCAUUGUGUGACUGACCGACUCCUUCUGUGAUCUCGCACUUGUGUCUGAAUAUAUUUAAAUCAUACCACCCGUCCAUUUCUAGGAGUGGCAGGGACAUCUGAUAUAAAGACCAGCCUCUUAACAGCUCAUUAAUGACUUGGUGUAAUGGUCACAAAUACAGUAUGCUAAUUUUGAAUGGACUGGGAGGAUGCCAUGUGUGUACAGACUUUUUGUGACAGUAUGUGAGCAUAAUGCUGAAUCAUGGCUCAAAUUAUUUAUAAGCACAAUGCCGAAAAUCAAGAUUCCACUCUCAAUGAAUGAAAGAGAUCAAUAUCAAUAGUUAAGGUGAAAAAAAUUGUCAGAACUUUCGUAAGUUAUUGAAAAUAGUGUAAAAAUAUGUUUUUUUAAAUAAAAUUACAAAUAAAAUAUUUAAAAGGUACGGUAUCUGGAAGUCUUUCGGAACAACACAGCACUUACAAAGUUAGACGAAGAUGGAACAUAAUGUAGUGGUUUCCUCCAGUACAUGUGGAGUGAAGUGUACUGUACUCGCAUGUCUGUUACUUUUUAAGAAGCCUACAUGUACUUUUACUAACAAUGUGCUUUCUAAAUGAUUAACUACUGGUGGUAUCUAGAGUAACUUGCAAGUUGCAACUGAAUAAUGGGAACUUAAUAUUAAAGUUGCCUUGUUCAUUUGAGGUCAGGAAAUAAGAGAAAGCUCUCUGCCUUCACCGUUAUACCGUGUAGUCCAUCACCUGACAAAACAUCUCUACGGCAUCCAGAAGUCACCCCAGUGACCUCACAAAAAGUAUUCGCCUGCCUUAAGUCAGCGUCUGCAAAGUGCACAAGAAAUGUGGUACACGUUUUUAAUCCAAAGGGAUUAAAGAAAUAUGUAUUUAGAUGCUUAAACAAUCGGCGAGCGAGUGCACCUUCCGAUAAACACUGAACACUUGAGCAGUUCCAGCACAGAAAUUAAAAUAAGAUUGAGGGUGAAUGAGUGCCGUGACUGGGCCUUGUGUGGAGGCAGACGGAGACUGAGAGAAGGGUUUAAAUCCACAAAAGCCUGACACAAAGGGAGCCCUACAGCUCUGUGUGUGUGUGUGUGCAUGUAAGCGCUCGUGUGUGUGAAGAGGUUAGCAUCGCCCUUCUUCAUUUUCCUCCUUUGUGAACACAUGUCUCCACUUACAUUUUAGUCAUUUAGCAGACGCUCUUAUCCAGAGCGACUUACAGUUAGUGAGUGCAUACAUUUUCAUACUGGCCCCCCGGCCCCCCGUGGGAAACGAACCCACAACCUUGGCAUUGCAAGCGCCAUGCUCUACCAACUGAGCUACACGGGGCCACUUCACAGAUAACCAUCACCGCCAAAUUCACCGCAAUACCCUCUGAUGCAUACAGCUGCUACUUUCAUAAGUCAGACGUUUGCCUGCAGUGGACUAGUCCCCUAUUAAACUUGAAUAUUUUGAGAGAUUGAUUAGUGGAAAGUUAUGUCUGAACAAACACAGUCUGCUAGAACCUUAUCCCCACCAGUGUGGCUCAGAGGAGGGCUGGAGAAACAAUGUUUUGCAUUCCACUCGGCGUGUGCGUCCCAAAUGGCACCCUAUUCCCUAUAUAGUGCACUACUGUUGACCAGGGCUUGUCAAAAGUGGUGCACUAUAUAGGGAGUAUAGGGUGCCAAUUGGGACGCAACCUGAAUCUGAUCACUUUUAUCGCCUGCCAGUGUUCUGGGCUCCUUAGGGUUCGGGUUGCCUUUCCUCAACCCAACCGGGCGUUCUGAUUGGUCAGUGGCGUAGGGCAUCACUAUGUGAGGAAAGUCUUACGCUGGUUGUUCCAGGUUGCGAUGUGUGACUGAUCUCUGUGUUAAUUCACAUGGAGAUGUGGUGUGAGAACGAAAAAUGACAGUGUUUAAGAGGUGGUGCAAACUCUACCAAUAGAUGGCUGGGUGGCUGGCUGAGUGUGUGUCUGUGCAUGCCAUAGACGUGCGUCCCAUCCCAUCAAGUGCGACUGUGCGUGCAUGUGCGCGUGUGUGUAUGUGCAGGGCCAAGAAGAGAGGUGAGAGGUCACAUGACCAAGUCCCUUGCCCUGAAACCAUAACCUUGAUGGUGGAACAAGCCCAAGAUUUACUGCAGGCGUAAAGGCAUAUUCUAUAAACAUUGACACACACACCAGCUGCCGAGCAGCCUCUCCAGGCCUCCUUCAUCGCUCCCUGUGGCCGUGGCGUGUCUGUUCGGAGCACGGCUGCUAUACCCCUUCACCUGCUCAGCCACUGUGACCUGUCUGUCAGCAGCACAGCCCCACAGGACACACAGACCAGGGCAAGCACACACACACACUUGCGCUGUUACACACACGCAUGGCCUUAAACAUUUACACAUACACACAUUACACCAAUACACACACAUACAGGUAACAUGAGUACACAAACUCACACACCCCUCCCACCUCUGCAGCUGAUUUGCCCAGCCAGGCACGAUGAGUUAGCUUCAGUAAACAUUUUAAUUCCUGCUGGUUAAAACAUCCUCAUCAUCUACAGUACCUUAUCAUCCCGUAUCUUACUGACACCCAGCUUGUUGUAUUUAACUGCAUUAAACUAGGAUUUACACUGUUGGACCAUAUCACUAUGAAAAAAUAAACAAAAUCAAACUUUGCAUCUAAACAAAUAUCACCUUUUAAACUGGUUAAUUUGCAUUUUCUUCAUGCCAUUAAAAAUAAAAUCUAAAUCAAUGUCAAAACUAAAAUGUAUAUUGUCUGGCUUACAGGACGGAAUGAGCUGAUAGCACGGUACAUCAAGCUACGCACAGGGAAGACGCGGACAAGAAAGCAGGUGAGUUUCACGUAGCACCAAUCCACUCCUGCUCUACAUGUUCCGAGCCCUUUCUCCCGAACCAUGUGCACCCCUUACACAACCCACCCACCCCAUGUCUGUCCAAGCUGUCUGUGCUCCAAUCAGAGGCAAAAAAAAAGACAGAGGGAGAAGACCAUAGCAUAGCCAUGACAGGGGGAAGUGAUGCUGCCUUCACUCCUAAACUGUCCCCGAGCCCUAGCCCCCUUCUCACGCUGAAAUGGGCCUCUGCUGAGUGAUUUAGAGGGCCGGGGCCCAAUGUGCAGAUGCUAUAGGAUCAGAUGACGGUGUGUUUUUUCACCACCUCACGUAGCACAUAGCCCAGCCUCGUUAGGAGAGCAAGAAGCCGGCCAAUACAGGAUCUUUACGGCAGAGAGGACGCUGUAUAGGGCUGGAUGAGGCAGGGAUUUGGAACCCUAUCUGGGACAAUUUGAUAUGGAGUGACUGACUGACGUGUUGGCACGGACUGAUGUUGCAUUACAUGGAGAGAGAGGGAGAGGGGUUUCAUCUUUGAGCCCUUAUGUGAUGAUGGGAUGGGGGUAAAGAGGGAGAGGGGUUGGGGUUGACAUUGAGUUGAGGAAGGGUCUAGCAAUGGCCAGGGCCAAAGGUAUAUGGACACCUGCUUGUCGAACAUCUCAUUCCAAAAUCAUGGGCAUUAAUAUGGAGUUGGUCCCCCCUUUGCUGCUACAACAAUUUACGAUUUCCCUUCAUUGGAACUAAGGGGCCUAGCCCAACCCAUGAAAAACAGCCCCAGAUCAUUAUUCCUCCUACACCAAACUUUAUAGUUGGCACUAUGCAUUCGGGCAGGUAGCGUUCUCCUGGUAUCCGUCAAACCCAGAUUUGUCCGUCGGACUGCCAGAUGGUGAAGCGUGAUUCAUCACUCCAGAGAACGCAUUUCCACUGCUCCAGAGUCCAAUGGCGGCGAGCUUUACACCACUCCAGCCGACGCUUUGCAUUGUGCAUGGUGAUCUUAGGCUUGUGUGCGACUGCUCGGCCAUGGAAACCCAUUUCAUGAAGCUCCCGAUGAACAGUUCUUGUGCUGACGUUGCUUCCAGAGGCAGUUUGGAAAUUCGGUAGUAAGUGUUGCAACCGAGGACAGACGCUAUGUGCUUCAGCACUCGGCGGUCCCGUUCUGUGAGCUUGUGUGGCCUACCACUUCGUGGCUGAGCCGUUGUUGCUCCUAAACAUUUCCACUUCACAAUAACAGCACUUGCAGUUGACUGGGGCAGCUUUAGCAGGGCAGAAAGUUGACAAACUGACUUGUUGGUUAGGUGUCAUCCUAUGACGGUGCCACGUUGAAAGUCACUGAGCUCUUCAGUACGGGCCAUUCUUCUGCCAAUGUUUGUCUGUGGAGAUUGCAUAGCUCCGUGCUCGAUUUUAUACACCUGUCAGCAACGGGUGUGGCUUAAAUAGCUGAAUCCACUAAUUUGAAGGGGGUGUCCACAUACUUUUGUAGUGUAAAUCAGUUUGUAAAUAUGUCAUUCUUAAUUAGUAAAAAAGCUGAAGAACAUACGCACAUCCAGGUGCUGACGUUGUAGGUGAGUUCAUGGAUGCUUGAUGAAGACCUAAUGGUUGAAACGUAAUAAUAAAAUCACCUGGGAGCAUGAGCAGCAGUGUGCAGCGUUUUCCUUUUUAUUUUCCAUUCUUAAUGAGUGCCAUGUUGGUACCAAAAGUUUCAAGACAACAUUGCACUGUCGUAAGAAUGAGAAUAUUAAUAUCAUUGUUUGUCGGACAUUUGGCGUCAACAUGGAGAUACAGACACAUCUACCAAAUACCUGAUCUCCCUCCCUCCCUCUCCUCCAGGUGUCCAGUCACAUCCAGGUGCUAGCGCGACGGAAGGCCCGGGAGAUCCAGGUGAAGCUGAAGGUACGCUACGUGAGUCUCCCCCGUUUUUGGAUCUUAAACUGUUGCGCUGCAUUAUGGGUUUGCUCAAUAUAGUAAUGGAAUGGGUAGAAAAACAAAUCAAACAGGUUCUUGGGUUUACUCCAGAGUGGCGCAGUGGUCUAAGGCACUGCAUCGCAAUGCUAGCUGUGCCACUAGAGAUCCUGGUUCGAGUCCAGGCUCUGUCGCAGCCGGCCGCGACCGGGAGACCCAUUGACGGUGCACAAUUGGUCCAGCGUCGUCCAAGGUAGGGGAGGGUUUGGCCGGCAGGGAUGUGGGUUCGUUUCCCACGGGGGGCCAGUAUGAAAAAAACUAAAAAAAUAAACAUGUAUGCAUUCACUAACUGUAAGUCGCUCUGGAUAAGAGCGUCUGCUAAAUGAUUAAAAUGUACAUGUAAAUUCUGCAAGAUCUACGUGGAUCUGCCAAUAUGGAGGCGCAAUUCAACCUUUUACGAUUGCAUUUAGAACAAAACACAUCCAAAUUCCAAUCCUCCUCACCAAUGUAUGUCGGGCCACAUACCAUUGUAGGGACCUUGCUUUCAAUGGGAAUGUCUCAAUGUCUACCAUUCUACCCAUUCCAAUUCUAUGACUGCUAAAGCACUAGCUAUGCAGGUUAUUUGGAGUACCAUGCUGUUGGCUGAUGUUUUUAAGGUGGGAAGUUAAAAUGGAGGGUUGUUGGGGAGGCUGUGGUGGUGCUUGGCUGUAGCCAUGAUGUUGUUCCUGUAAAACCACAGAGCUGAGAUCAUCAGGAAAGCUUCCUAUGGUCUUCAUGUACCUUAACCCAUGUUAUUGUCUUCUCAUUUUGACGUUUGAUUCCAUGAAAAAAUUACGAAAUAUACCAUGGCCUUUAUCCAUUAAUCCGAUAUGGAAUUUCUAAUGGAUUCCCAUUCCUACAUUUCAGUGAAAACAAUAUGGCGAGACAAAACAAUGAGAAACCGAGAGAGUGGAUUGUAUUUAAUAGCACCCCCUUCAUUUGUAUGAGUGUUUUAUGGAAUGCUCAGUACAGAUGAUGCAUCUCUACAAAUCACCACAGUCAAUUUAAAUAUGCUCCAGCAUUCCUGGCUUGAGGCUUGCUGUGCACAAUAUGAACAAAUGCAUUUGUCAGGAUAUAAAUUAAUGUUUGUAUUGUUCCUUCCAGGCAUUUCAUUUGGUAAGUAUUUCAAUAAAAGUGUUCCUGUUUGGUGGGUGAAAGCUUUUCCCCUGAGCUUGCGUGUUUACGUUUCUCACCACAGACACACACGCAUGCAUGCAAGCACGCGCCCACACACACGCACACCAACUGACACAGCUCUCUGUCACCCUGGACGGCGGCCACUGGGCCUCAGCUGGCAAGGCCCGGCAUUGGUCACAAGCCUCUGACAGCCCUUUUAAAUAGGUCUUUCUUGUAACUGAGAACAUUACCAGAUGUACUCCCCAUAUUUCAGCUAUGCCCUUGUGUUGGCCGGUUCUGGGGAAAAAGAAUGUGCCGGUUGGCCUUGCAUUAAAGGGUUGGGCUGAGAGUGUUUGUAGUCCCAGAUGAGUUGGAAACUGCUGAAGUAAACAUGAUGGACACGCACAGAACAAUAACACUUUACCAUAGACACUAGACAGGAAUGACUCUGCCGUUUCUGGUAGCCACCGUGUCACCUUCUUAUCGUUAACAUUUAGCCGUGAACUAGCUUGAUUAGCAUUAGCAUGGAGCUAGCCCUCUGAUGUGCCCGGCCCAGCUCCCACUGUGACCUCUAGCAGAGACAUAGACUGCUUGUCAACACUUCCGGCCUCUGCCAAGGCAAUAAACCUUACUUUCGACUCCAGAGCCCUUGACUGCAAUAUCACCCAGCAUCCCAGCCCAGCGCCGGAUGAUGCAACCUUUCUUUCACCCCUCUUUUCCCACCCAACUAACAACAUAGUGGGGCUAGUGUUCCCAGGAAAACAGGUCGCUGACUAAAGUGGAAAGCGUGUGUGUCUGACCCCUGGGGCCUGCUGUGUGUGUCUGCAGGACCAGGCUGCCAAAGACAAGGCCCUCCAGAGCAUGGCCACCAUGUCCUCUGCCCAGAUCAUCUCCGCCACCGCCUUUCAGAACAAGAUGGCUCUGCAGGGGCUGUCCAGGCCGCCGUACCCCACUGCCGGGGGGGUGAGAAGAGUGCAUGGACAAACACACACACACACCCUGUCCUUGGGCAACACUGAGGGUCACAUAUAGAAGGAGAGGUGGUGUCAUGUAGUGUGUGUAAUAAAAUAUGUUUUCUUUUCUCCAGUUUUGGCAUGGCGGUCUUCCAGGACAGCCUAGGGGUCCUGAAGAGUAAGUUACAACCCUGUGUGCGUGCCUGCCUGUCUGUCUGUCCUUCUGUUUGUCAAAAGGCAUAGGCCUACUUCAAUGGAAUACAUGGAAAUCACAAUCCGUCAACACUGAAUAUGACAGAGAAACAUCUUAACAUGUUUAUUUAAAAAGCACUUUAGUUGAUGAAGCUGAGCCCCCAGUGUGUUUAAGCGUCAGCCAAUUAGGUGUGUGUGUGUGUGCGAGGGGUCAGGUGGGUGAGGGUGUAAUGUGUCUACUGCCUGUCUUGUCUCUCCAGUAUUAAGCCCUUUUCCCAGCAGAGUUACGCCAUGCAAGCGUCCAGCCUGCCCCCCAUAACAGGUGGGUUUUCUCAGCUUCCCUCACAUCCCCAUGUGUCGACAGAUGCUGUCACGGUCUACAAGUGAUGAAAUACACAAGAUACUGAUGAAGAGCUCCAACAAAGCUCAGAGAAACAGACAGAAUGUAACAACAUUUUAAAAAAAACUUAUUCUUCACCAGGCUAUGAGAGCACGGCAGGCCUGUCCAUGUCGCCGGGUACCCCCCCGUGGCAGGGGCGCAGUAUCGCCAGCUCCAAGCUUCGCAUGCUGGAGUUCUCCGCUUUCCUGGAGCAGCCUCAGGACCCAGAGACCGUGAGUAGUCACUUAGUAGCCCCUCGCCCUGCCUGAUAAGCCUCUACAUCCAUAUUCAUCUCACGUAGGCUGCGUUGACACAGACAAUUAGUGGGAAAAAAAUCAGAAUUGGGCUGCCUUUUUAAAUGCAGCCUUAGUUAAUACGACACUGCAAAUUAAUAAGCAACAUUUCAGUUCUCAUCAAUGUAAAAGAGUGCGACAAAAAGCUUUAAAUAAAUAUCUAUGCUCACUUUCAUCCAACAAGCCUUUUUCUAAAGGUGUUACUUCCUUCCUCAGGCCAUGACUGCAUCUUGACCAUGAACUGAAGCAGCGCUCUGAUAGUAAUCAACAUCUCUCUCUCCACUUUGUUUUGCAGUUUAACAAGCACCUGUUUGUGCACAUCGGUCAGUCCAACCCCACCUUCAGUGACCCUUACCUGGAGGCAGUGGACAUCCGGCAGAUCUACGACAAGUUCCCUGAGAAGAAGGGAGGGAUGAAGGAGUUGUUUGAGAAGGGGCCGCCCAACGCUUUCUUC
Molecule: messenger RNA, 15707 nt
Organism: Coregonus sp. 'balchen'
Lineage: Eukaryota; Metazoa; Chordata; Actinopteri; Salmoniformes; Salmonidae
Source: the annotation of a GenBank genome assembly